Messenger RNA from Anopheles cruzii, 588 nucleotides. RefSeq names its product photoreceptor-specific nuclear receptor-like. The record is from RefSeq and is a predicted model, not a curated record. The annotation marks the transcript as partial. NCBI's taxonomy places the organism in Eukaryota, Metazoa, Arthropoda, Insecta, Diptera, Culicidae. Gene Ontology annotation, biological process: anatomical structure development; positive regulation of transcription by RNA polymerase II; cell differentiation. Gene Ontology annotation, molecular function: nuclear receptor activity; RNA polymerase II cis-regulatory region sequence-specific DNA binding. The transcript is spliced from 4 exons.
AUCUACGAAACGAGUGCCCGUCUGCUGUUCAUGGCCGUCAAAUGGGCCAAAAACCUGCCCAGUUUUGCGAGCCUUACGUUUCGGGAUCAGGUGAUUCUACUGGAGGAGUCUUGGGCCGAACUCUUCCUUCUGAACGCCAUCCAGUGGUGCAUGCCGAUCGACACGACCGCCUGCACGCUGUUUUCGCUAAACGAACACUGCAACAGCGUUAACAAUUCGGGAUUCUUCAAACCGGGCCAGCUAGCACAAGACCUGCGCAUUCUGAACGAUACGCUAUGUCGGUUCAAGUCGGUGAUGGUCGAUCCGGCCGAGUUUGCCUGUAUGAAGGCGAUCGUUCUGUUCCGGUCGGAAGCUCGAGGAUUGAAGGACCCGGUGCAGAUCGAAAACCUGCAGGAUCAGGCACAGGUGAUGCUGGCGCAACACUCUCGCACCCAGUUUCCCGGCCAGAUUGCGCGCUUCGGACGGUUGCUCCUGAUGCUGCCCCUGCUUCGGGCGGUCAAUUCGCACAAGAUCGAGUCGAUCUACUUCCAGAAGACGAUCGGCAACACCCCCAUGGAGAAGGUGCUUUGUGAUAUGUACAAAAACUAG